This is a messenger RNA of Radiomyces spectabilis, 1042 nucleotides long. RefSeq lists its product as uncharacterized. Gene Ontology annotation, molecular function: oxidoreductase activity, acting on the CH-OH group of donors, NAD or NADP as acceptor. The coding region runs from base 34 to 906 and encodes 290 amino acids. The record is from RefSeq and is a predicted model, not a curated record. NCBI's taxonomy places the organism in Eukaryota, Fungi, Mucoromycota, Mucoromycetes, Mucorales, Radiomycetaceae. The transcript is spliced from 7 exons.
CAUCUUUUUUUUCGUUAUUUUACAUAACCUACCAUGUCUGCCGCUAACGAUCGUUUGAACGCUAUCAAGGGUCAUUUGUCUGGAAACUUCCCCAACGGUUUGUUGGCUGGUGAAGUCGCCAUUAUCACAGGCUCAGGCCAAGGCAUUGGCAAGAGCUGUGCUGAAGUUUUCGCCCGUGAAGGCGCUAUGGUUGUUGUCACAGACAUCGAUGCUGCCAAAUCAGACCAGGUGGCAGCUGAUAUCAAUGCCGCUGGCGGCAAGGCAAUUUCUGUUCCAGGUGACGUUCUCAGUGCCGAUUUCCCUGAACGAUUGGUUGAAGAAACUGUCAAGAACUUUGGCAAGAUCAACCAUAUUGUAAACAACGCUGGUUUCACUUUUGACGGCAUGAUCCACAAGAUUACUGAUAAGCAGUGGGAUUUAAUGUUGGCUGUUCACAACACGGCCCCUUUCAAGAUCAUUCGUGCGGCUGCCAAAUACUUGCGCAAGAAGGAUGGCGAAAACAAGUGCAUCAUCAACAUCUCCUCCACUUCUGGUCUCCACGGUAACCUCGGUCAAGCCAACUAUGCUACCGCCAAGGCUGGUGUGGUCGGUCUUACCAAGACUAUUGCCAAGGAAUGGGGUGUGUUUGGUGUUCGUGCCAACACGGUUGCUUUUGGAUGGGUGGAUACUCGUUUGACUCGUGCCAAGGAAAGCGGUGCGGCUAUUGAAGUUGGUGGUCAAAAGGUCGCUUUGGGUAUUCCUACCGGUAAUAAGGCUGCCGGCAAGGUCAAUGCCUAUGCUGACAUCCCUCUUGGCCGUGCUGGUACUGCCGAGGAAGUCGCUGGCUCCGUCUUGAUGAUGUGCACUCCUCUUUCCAGCUACAUCACCGGUCAUACCCUCGAAGUGACUGGUGGUCGCGGUAUCUAAAAAUUCUAUUUUUUUCCAACCUUUGAACGCUUUGCAGAUUCCCCAAUCACAUUUGUACAGAACCUUUCGUCGCUUUUCUUCCAAUGAAAUAAUAGUCCCAUACAAUAAAAAAAAACUUUUUUUUUUUCAAACUAAA